CGGUGACGAAGUUGAGAAGUGUCGAUGUGUUGUUUUUCUCGGUUUCGUAUCUUCCAAAUUCUUCACAACAUCUGAAACUGCAAAGACGGAAUCGAAAAUGUCGCAGAUCAAGCAAUACAAGGUUACCGAGCCCUGGCUCAAGACUUCAUGUGGUCUUGGUGAGGCUCCUUUCUGGGACAAGAAGAGCAACACGCUGCGCUUCCUCGACAUCAUCAAGAAGCAACUACAUGUCGUGAACCUCAACGAAGGACCUUCGUCACACAAGACAAUUGACCUUCCUUUCUCAAUUGGUUGCACUGCCAACAUUGAGGGUAACGAUGAUGAGUUCAUCUUUGGUGGAAAGGACGGCUACGGUAUUGCAAACAAGAAGACUGGAGAGCCAAGAUACAUCAAGAAGUUUUGGUCGGAUGAGGAGGUGCAAAGCGGCAGGGCACAUCGCUCACGCAGCAACGAUGGCUCGGUCGACAGCCAUGGCAGAUUCUACGUCGGCACCAUGAACGAUCCAACCAUUGUAGGCGAGCCUGGUCCAGAGGGCGUUUUAUUCAGACUGGACCCAGACCUCAGUCUCCACAGAAUCAAGGAACCUGUCACCAUUCCAAAUGGAAUGUCAUGGACCUUGGACAACAAGACCAUGUACAUCACUGACUCGCCCACUGGCAAGAUCGAAGCCUACGAUUACAACGUAAACACAGGCAAGAUCGAACUUACGGCUGGACGCCCCUUUUUCGAAUGUCCGAUCGAGGGCGGUGUUCCAGAUGGUCACUGUCAGGACGCCCAGGGUCACUUCUGGGUUGCCCUAUUCGGGACAAGCAAGGUCGUACGGGUGAGCCCAGCAGGCGAUAUCGUGGCAGAGAUCACGCUACCAACACGUUGCGUUACUUGCCCUGGGAUCUGUGGAGAAGAUCUUUACAUUACCAGCGCGGCUGAAGAGGAUCCAGACAAGUAUCCAGAGAGCGCAAAACUUCAAGGAGCCACAUUCAAGGUUCCGAUCGGUGUCACGGCCGCUCCCAUCAACGAGUUCAAGAUGUCGGCAAAGGCAUGAUAGAUCCAUGUGAACAGCGGUUUGGGGAGGGUUCGGGGCGGUUCUAGAUUGCGAGAUUUGUGUGGAGGACGUACGACACAUUCUAGAAAUAGAAGGAGCAAAGAAUGGAGGGAUCGCUUUCUACCAUUCUAGAAGCACGGCAGGACGGGCGACUCGGGACGCCACGACGGAAACUCGCAUCUCGUCCGUGUUUCAUGAAUUGAUUCGCAAGCAUGCCUCCGCUCAGCUCGUAACUUUCAUCCAUGGCGUGCUCGGACCUGGAAGGAAUGAUAAGAGUACCAAUACUGAGCGCUUCGUAAUUUCCCACAUAUGGAUUAAUGAAAGUCAAUUCAACUGUGCCUGG
Molecule: messenger RNA, 1385 nt
Organism: Aureobasidium pullulans EXF-150
Lineage: Eukaryota; Fungi; Ascomycota; Dothideomycetes; Dothideales; Saccotheciaceae
Exons: 2
Coding region: 98-1042 (314 amino acids)
Biological process (GO): L-ascorbic acid biosynthetic process
Molecular function (GO): gluconolactonase activity; calcium ion binding
Source: RefSeq, a predicted model, not a curated record